CAGAUCCCAGGGUCUGGUAGGCCAGCUGGGUGUUGGGAUUUGACCUGGGCUUUUCAGCCCUCUCAGUAUCUCCCAGAACCAGGGGCCACUGGAUGGGAUGGCAGCCUCUGGUCCCAGGCUCAACCCUCCCCUCCACCUGCAUCCCCAGUGCCUCAACUUGGCCUUCCUGCUGGUGGACGUGUGGUUGAACUUCCUGCCCAGCAUCUACCUCGUCUUCCUGAUCAUUCUGUAUGAGGGGCUCCUCGGAGGGGCUGCCUACGUGAACACCUUCCACAACAUCGCCCUGGAGACAAGUGAUGAGCAUCGGGAAUUUGCCAUGGCAGCUGCCUGCAUCUCCGACACUUUGGGAAUCUCCCUGUCGGGGCUCCUGGCCCUGCCUCUGCACGACUUCCUUUGUCACCUGCCGUGAUGCUCUGGUUUCUAACUCGGGCCUGUACUGACAGACGGGCGAGACAGACCGCAGGCCUGCAGCCCAGAGCUCGCUCACGAGCUCUGCCCCAGGCUUCCCUGAGCGGCUGGGGUGCAGAGAAGUGCUGAGGUCUUGUUCCCCUGUGAACGAGCCAGCAGUUUUUGCCCACUCCCAGGCUGGCCUUCGGGAGUUUCUUCAUGGCGUUACGUCCUCAGAAUAAAUUCCUAUUUUAUCAGUUUUAUUAAUUGA
Molecule: messenger RNA, 658 nt
Organism: Ailuropoda melanoleuca (giant panda)
Lineage: Eukaryota; Metazoa; Chordata; Mammalia; Carnivora; Ursidae
Product: battenin-like
Exons: 2
Coding region: 98-409 (103 amino acids)
Biological process (GO): lysosomal lumen acidification; lysosome organization
Cellular component (GO): membrane; lysosome
Source: RefSeq, a predicted model, not a curated record